UAGGGUUUAUUGGUGAUGGGACGGUCCGAAGCGGAGAUUUUGGAUGUUUUAGCGCGGCUGCGGGCGCUCCAGUCGAUCCCAUGGCGCUGCCUGAGCUCCCUGGAAGGUCGCAGGGGAAUCGCGGCACUGGCCACGCUUGUAGGGGGCGGAUUGAUGGGCGCACUGAUGUUGGUGAGGGCUUUGCCGCAAUGGAUCCGGGGCAGCCAUGGCGCUCACCAGCGGGAGCUCACGGUCCCAGGGCUGCAAAAUUCCGGGAACAAUUGCUUCUUGAACGCGAUCCUCCAGGCCCUUGCUAGCUCCCAGAAGUUUGCUGCGUAUUUGAGAGCGUAUGAAAACCUGGAGGGUGAUGAGCGGGAGCCUUCCAUGCCUCUCUCAUCUGCUCUUUGCGAAUUGCUAGAAGAACUUGGGGAAGUGGCACCCGGACACCGCAUAGUCAGUCCUCGUCAGGUCAUGCGUGUACUCGGGCAUUACGCUCGGAGCUUUGAUCUUGGCAUGCAACAGGACGCUGCGGAGGCAUUGUCAUAUCUUGCAGCAGCCCUUCAACACGAGCGAAUGGAAGAUUUUGAGGAGUAUAGGCCGACUUUGCAGUCCCUGGCAGAUGUUUCUGCGUUGUCAAGGCAGAUGGAAAGCCUUAUCCAUACUGAUGAUUUUCAGAGCAAGCUUGCCUUGAACUACUGGCGCCAGCAACUUCGAUGGCCCAUGGAAGGCACAUACGGAAGCUCCAUCAUAUGUUCACAAUGCGGUUUCCAGGGUUCUAUGCAGUUUCAUUUUUUCACAGACGUUUCUCUUGCUCUUCCGCAGUCUGUAGGCGGAUAUAUUAGGAAAGCAUGUACCAUAGAAGAUUGUCUUGACCAGUUCACCAUGCUAGAGCGGGUUUCGAAUUUCAAAUGCAGUCGGUGUGCUCAUCUUGCUGCUGCCUGCUUCUUAUCUCGGAGGCCAGAAGACAACAAGGACCUUUUGAAGACGCUUGAUAGCUGCGAUUAUGACGACUGCGUCUGUGAGACGCUUGUCAAGGAACGAGACGGACUGUGGAUUAAAAUACAAGGCGAUGCAUACAAGAGCUUACAAUUCGGUCGUUGUCCCGAGGUUUUGUGUUUGCAUCUGCAACGAGUCAUUGUAAAUGCUUCUGGCCAUCUUGAGAAGCUUUUGGACCAUAUCUCGUUUUCUACGACGCUGGACUUGUCGCCUUUUACGAUCGCUUCGAAACAAACUCCGACGAGGAAAGAUAGCGCUGAGAUCGAUCCAAGAGUGUUUAAAACGGCAAUGCUACCCGUUUUAAGAGCACUGGGUUCCACAGGUCUGAAGUCCAUUCACGGCGACUUCGACGCCAACGCCAGGUGUAUCGGAGGAGCCGGGGAGCUGGGACAAGCCAGUCCCUGCAAUCAGAUUGUGGAAGACAAGCAUGACGAGGUGGCCAGCACAAAGGCAAAGAACGAAGUGGAUAGCCACGAUCCAAAUCCAGUUGUGGCCUCCAAAACUGAAGAACGACAUAAAGGCGUGAAGAGGCUAUAUGAUCUCAUCUCUGUCGUGGUUCACCAGGGCAGCCCAAUGUCUGGUCACUACACCGUCUACCGCAAGGUGAAGGUUCCUCGCCAUCAAAUCGAGAUGCUGGACGGGCAACGAUCGAACUUCACAGACACCACUCCGGAAAAAUGUGAAGCGGGGGAGGAGAUGAAACAGGGCGAUGUGAAAAUCGCGCGAGAAGAGACCAUGUGGUUUGCGAUAUCCGAUGCUGAUGUCGUCAAAGUCUCGGAGGAAGAAGUGCUAGAGGCGAGAGCGACGCUACUCUUCUACGAGCUCCAAUAACUUCAGCUGAAAGGCCGUUGGCGAUUAGGCCGCAAAAUCACGAGAACACCACUUCAAUUUUGAUUCGGGCGCUGCGAGCACCCUGUGUGAACAAAAAAAAAAGAGAAACGAAAGAACCUAUGCCUCGAC
Messenger RNA from Selaginella moellendorffii, 1935 nucleotides. Its product is annotated as ubiquitin carboxyl-terminal hydrolase 27. The record is from RefSeq and is a predicted model, not a curated record. The transcript is spliced from 11 exons. Gene Ontology annotation, molecular function: cysteine-type deubiquitinase activity; cysteine-type endopeptidase activity. Gene Ontology annotation, biological process: protein deubiquitination. NCBI's taxonomy places the organism in Eukaryota, Viridiplantae, Streptophyta, Lycopodiopsida, Selaginellales, Selaginellaceae. Gene Ontology annotation, cellular component: nucleus; cytosol. The coding region runs from base 16 to 1806 and encodes 596 amino acids.